Molecule: messenger RNA, 1186 nt
Organism: Bombina bombina (fire-bellied toad)
Lineage: Eukaryota; Metazoa; Chordata; Amphibia; Anura; Bombinatoridae
Gene: DEPP1
Product: DEPP autophagy regulator 1
Exons: 2
Coding region: 125-730 (201 amino acids)
Biological process (GO): regulation of autophagy
Cellular component (GO): mitochondrion
Source: RefSeq, a predicted model, not a curated record
GACAGAGGCUGGUACAGCACAUUAUUUGGAUUUGCCGCAGCACCUGAAUACAGCAGUCAUUUUGAGACAGCUGCCAGAGCAUACUAAGGCAUCUUGCUAGGAAUCUGUUUACCCUACAAAAGCAAUGAGAUCCCAACUUCUGAUUUCAGUAGCACAAUUGCCCACCAUCAGUGAGGAUGCUGAGACAAAGACCCAAGGAGAGGGGUCUGGUGUAGAUACAGACAUGACUAAUGGCCUUGAGGAAUAUGUAAAGUCCAUACAAACACUGGCACAACCUAGUUCAUUUUCAAUGGACCUUGUACAGCCAGGACAGAGCAAGAACCUUCGCAGGACACGCAUGAGGAACAGAUCAUCAUUAAGGGGCUGCGAGGGCAGAGUGCUGACAGCAGCACAGGAUGCCACUUCCCCAGUCUUGCAAGUUGAUGCAGACCCACUUGCUUGGUUAUACAGACAGAAUGGAAAGGAAAACCAAGACAUUCAGGAGGCAUCUUCAUCCCAUCGCAAUGCUUUUUCUCGGUCUUUGUGCCCUGCAAGUCACUUAAACCUGUUUAAAACGGCAGACACCCUCAAGAGACAGCCUAGUGGCAAAGAUCAAAACAGUGCACUGCAAAGGGCACAGGAGAAGAGAAAUAAAAUACGCUUACAAAAGAAAUCUCGUUCUCUUAGUUGCAGCAAUCGUGUAGCAAACAAAUUACAAAAACCUCAGCUACCAGUUAUCUAUGAGUUGUAAUAAAGACUUAAAUUCAUGCAACUAAAGGACUUGUGAUAGAAACUGAAAUUCACACAACUACCUGUUAUAUAUCAGCUGUUAAAGAGACUUAAAUCCACACAUCUAGCUGUGAUCUAUCAGUUGUAAUUGAAACUUACAUUCACUUUGCUACUUGUUAUGUUAUGAGUUGUGACAGUAAAUUGUAUCUUUCAACUAAAUGAGUAUGUGAUAGAAAUGGAAAUUCAUACAACUACCUAUUUUAUACCAACUGUUAUAGGAUUUAAAUUCACACAUCUUGCUGUUAUUUAUCAGUUGAUAGAGACUUACAUUUACUUUGACACGUUAUCUGUGAGCUGUGAUAGAGACUGAAAUUUGAACGUUUAAUUUCCUCUAUAUUAGAGAGUGAUAAUUUGAACCUAAGUGUCUGUAUUUUCCAGACUUGCUCUAAUAAAAUCUCUAUAUUUUGAAUAUUAAAAA